GGGGUGUGCGGGGUGCGCGGGGUGCGCAGUGUGAGCAGGAGCACUGGAUCUGCCGCGCCGUCGGGGCAGGGUUGUGGCUGUGAGUCUUGGAGAUUGUGUCUCCUUCAGUGUUGUGGGGCAAGGUAAACCGCUCAGGGGCACCACCGUUUGCUCCUCUGGCAGUCAGGGGCCCAGGUUGGGCCCUGCCUGGGCCAUAGAGAUAGAAGGCCUGGAGGGGUGUCCAGUACUGUGGGGCAGAAUUACUUACAAGAUGUGGCCCUAUGGCUUUGGGUGACAGAUGGGCAUUCUAAGCAGGGUACAAUACGCUGAGUGCGGAGUUUGUUCGUUGUGAGGUUGUAUGUAUAUUUUCCAUUAGCCUGUGUUUUCUUGCACGUAUGUCUUGUGCUGCACAUAUGAACUGUUUAUGUUUGCUUGUUCUCUGCAUAGCUGGCAUGGUGUACUUCUUAUGGAAGGCUCCUGAAUGCAGGGUGUAUGUGCCCAUUUGGAAGGGGCAGUUGUGUACCUUUGAGUUAAGGUAUCACAUCUGGGUGUUGUUUCUGUGGUCCUGCCAAGGUGUGGUCCACUUGUGGUGAGGACAGACUGAUGGAUGGGUUUGUGUGUUUGUACGGAGUGAGUUGCAUGGGGGCCACACAUCUAGAACUCAGAUCCCAUGUAUCACAAGGGAAUUGAUUAAACCCCAGGGUGUGUCUCUGGUUCCUGUGGGUCAGCUGGCAUUGGUAUGAAAGGUUCUGGGUGGGAUGUGCAAGUUGUGUUUAUGGCAUCAUGGGCAGCCAAGCAAAAGGAAGGUUGUGUGUUUGCAACAUUCUCUGCGGGAUUCUUUUGUGACGUUGUUUGUGGGAGCCUGUCCGAGCUGAGCUGUUGGGCUGGGAGGCAAGCUGGUCAGAAAACACUUGUGGGGAGGGAGGUGGCGUGACAAGGGCAAUAUGGGCCUCAAACCCAAGAGACCAGCCACAAGCUGUGUGUGAGUGCCUACCUUCUAUAUGCUUAAGUGGGGGUGUGGGGCUGCAGAGGAGCUGUUAUGGGAAGACAGGGAGAUAAAUAUGGGGCAGACCAAGGGCAGCAGGCAGGAGGCAUGGGUGUUGUCAAGGUGGCACAUCUCUUGUAGGGUCUGUGUGCUUGCCGCUCACCCAGCCUGUCAGGGUCACUGAGAGGAGAGUCCUGGCGCCUGCAAGGGAAGUGAGCUUAGACAGUGUGGCUCCUUGGCCAUGUUUAUGUAAAGACCGGGUGUGACUUUUGUCACUAAAAUGGAAAAAAGAAACAUGAAGUUUUCAGUCUCCUCCUCCUACUUUGCCCUCUCCCUCUCUCUGCCCCCCUUGCGGGUAUCUGUGACGCACACUGGGCCCCACUCUUGUGACUGGAGGAAGGUAGAAGGGCCUUGAACGGAAUUUGCUCACUAGGCAGAUUCCUUAGAACAGGUUUUCCUCACCUUUGGGGCCUGGGCCUUCUGUAGGGGCAUGUGUAUGCACAUGGAUGCAUGCUCUAGUUGUGCAUGACACUGUGUACUUCUCUUGGCCUGCGGGAGGGCAUAUAUACGGAAGGAGAGCAUUGUGGCUGGAUCCUUCAGUCUGGGGAUGGGGAGGGGGCUGGCUGCUGUGUGAAGCCUGCGGGACAGGUGCAAAACAGAAGCCCUGCACUGGAACUAAAGAGUUCUGUGGCUCUGUGACUUACUGGCACUUUGCCUAAGUGAGCCUCAGUUCCACAUCUGUAAAACCGCCCUAAUUUUAUGUUCUACCUACCACUGACCUGGGAAACAGACCUGGACUGUUAGCUUCAGUUUGGGGGCUGUGCCUGUGCCAGGUCCUGUUGGCCCUCUGUCAGCACUGAGAAUCCCCUUCCGGUUUCACUAAUAGCAAUGGCUGUAAACACUUGGUCAACACUAACUGAGUAUUGGACACCAUUCUUGGUGCCUUUUCUUACUGUUACUCAUUUAGUCCUCACAGUAGGUACUCUGAUUACCUCCCUUUUUCAGGUAAGGCAAUUGAGGCCCAGAGAAGUUAGUAAUUUGUCCAAAGUCACUUAGCUAAUAAAAGUUAAAACUAUAUUUGAACCCAAGCAGUCAAGUUCCAGAUCCUGUGUUCUUAAUUGCUGUGCUCUGAUGCCUUCCUGGAGUAUUCAGUGGACCUCUCUGCACGCACACACACAUGCACACACACAUACACUUCUCCUCAGUUUCAGCAUCUCACCAGGAAAGCAGUAUGCUUAGGUAGCAGCAGUAUGCUUAGGUAGCACUCUCAGGAAUCCCAGCCCAGUGCUUGAGACCCUAAAGAUCUGCUACUAUAUAACAUGGGUGCUGGCCAGAGGGGCACAAAAUGUUAGUAAGUCAGAGGAAAGAAAGGUUGUCCUUGUCCUGUGGGUCAUAGAGGGCCAAAAAAAAGAUAGUACAUUUGAUCUUAACAUUUUGGAGGAAUGUUGAGAAGAAAUUACUGAGAGGGCAUUGCUGGCAGGAGACUCAGCAGAGGCAAAGGCACAGAGGUGGAACAUGUAGAGGUUGGAGAGCAUACUGGGUGUUUAAAGAGAGAAUAACACAGGCAAGAUUAAGGGGAGCUUGGAGCUAGACCAGAGCCCUUGAGUACUUGGUGGAGGAGUUUGAACUUUAUUCUUAAGUCAGUGGGGACUAUAGACAGUUUUUGAACCUAGCUGUGUUAGUACCUGAACUGCCAGUAGGAACACUGCCUCCAUGGGAAGGAAGCUGGAUGGGAAAGGUGAGCCUAAAGAGGGAAAGCUGGGAGGCCUUGGCCUUGGACCAUGUAAGUGUUAACAAGGACCUGUUUGGGGGCCAAAGGCGGGUUGAGAGAAAACUUGCAAAGCCAUUCCCAAGCUCAGCCGCAGUUUCAGCCAGACUUGGUGACUGCUGGAUUUGGGAGCGAGGGAAAGGGUGGAGUCAGACAUGACACAUUUAGCACUUAGCACGUGAGACCUUGUGUGGUGAUUUAUGUAACCAGCUGGCCUGCCGUAGGCCCCUUCAGGACAGGAUCCAGCAGAAUGACAGAUGCAAAGAUUUAACAUCUGGGGUCUGCCCAGCCUGAAUUCAAAUCUUGACUCUGCUAUUUUCAAGCUGUGUGACCUUGAUCAAGGGCUGAGUUUCAAGACAAGGCACAGACAACUUUGGUAUCCACAGGAAAUUGAUUCCAGGGCUCAUCACAGAUAUGACAUCCUUGGAUGCUCAAGUCCCUUCAUAAAAUGGCAUAAUAUUUGUAUCUAACCUAUGUAUAUUUUAAAUUAUCUCUACAUAUAGUAUAUAACACCAUGUAAAUGCUAUGUAAGUAGUCACUAUACUGUACUUAGGGAACAAUGAUAAGAAAAAUAAAGUCUGUACACAUAUAGUUUUUUUUUUCCUUAAUAUUUUCAAUCCUCUUUUGGUUGAAUCUGCCACUUACUAAUUCAUUUAAUCUUUUCAACAACCCCACAAGUGGGAGCUAUUAAUCAUCUUUGCCUUAUAGUUAAGGAAACUUAGAUAUAGAGAGUUUAAUGACUUAUGCAUGAUCACAUAGGUAGUGUCUUCUCCACCCCCGCUCCCCGACCCAUAAACCCUUGCAGGACAGUGGCCAGCAAUGAGGCAGUUGAACUCAGGAAAGCUGAAUCCAAACCCCAGCUUGGAUUCAACUUUCCUGAGUUAGCCUGUUAGCAACAAGACCAGGAGCAGGGGGGCUGAGGCUAGAAAAUAUUCUUAGCAUGCACAAGGCCCUGGUUCAAUCCCUAGCACUGCCAAAAACCAGGGGCAAAUCACUGCAUCACUAUAUUUCCUGGACCUGAAAUGAUUUUAGAGUGUUGAAAUUCUCUACACUGUGGUCAUUUUGGAUAUUGAUAUGAUGCAGAUAAAAUCUUUGGCACUAUAUUUUGCACAUAAAUAUUUAUAAAUGGCAGCUACAAAGACCAUAAUGACUGCAAUUCUAGAUGAUCUCUAAGGGCCAGUCCAGCUUUGAGCCUCUAUGGUUUUAAGAAGCCCUAACAGGCCUUGUCCAAGUGUCAAGGCAAUCAGCAUACAGCUGCUUGUCUGCAGGCACCAAGCCUCCCAUGGAUGGUUGUGCAGGUGAGCAGGGCUGGCCAUGGGUGAAUGGGGAUUGGAAUUAAACUCUUGACUUCUGCUCACCUAGAAGAAGGGGACACAAACACUCCAGGUGGACUAGUGGCAUCCCAGUAGGAGCUGUAAACAUGCCCUUCAUCAUGGUGUAGAGAAGUCAUCAGGAACACUGACUUUGAAGCCAAGUUUCCUGGGAUCAGUUCCCAGUCCAGCUACUGGUCGUAUAUCUACUUGGGCAAAUUACACAGUACAUCUGAGCCUCUGUCGCCUUAAAAUGAAUAAGCUGUCUGCCACCUUUCUGGGUAGCAAUGAGAAGCAAAUGAAAUAAUGCAAUAAAGUGCUGACUCUUGGGGUCCCAGUGGGCUGGGGGCUAUCAUGGAAGUUGGAAGUCUAAUCACAGCCCAUGGAUUCCCUAGGAUUCCCAACCUAUUCACAGCAUGAACAGAGUUCCUGGUCUGUGCCUGGCAGUCAGGAUUGUCAAAAUUUUUGAAUAGGGGCUAGGGUUAUAACUCAGUGGUAGAGCGCUGCCUAGCAUGUGUGAGGCUAUUCCAAAAGGAAUAGCAGGCAACCCAAAUGCACUGCAUAAAAAUAAAGAAAUAAAGGUUAAAAAUAAAAAAAAACCCAACUUUUGAAUAUCACCUCUGUUUACCCACCUUCCUUCUUGUUCAGGAGAGGAAUCAGAGCUGGCUUUUGCAGGAAAAUUUAAGAUACUGUGGGGAGAAGGCCUUUAAGUCCAGAUGGCAUGGGUAGUAAAUGGGAAAAGAACAUUUUGUGGGGGUUGGGGAUUGCAUGAGGAACUCCUGAGGCAGGCCACACAUGAGUAUGUGCGAUGUGGACAGGGCACUCAGAAGGAUGCCACCCUAUCCCACUAUCCAAGAGGCCAGAGUUCCCAGGCUGCCUGGAGGGCAGAUAAGAGAGACCUUUCAGGUCAACAGGUCUAAAUCUAUGGACAGGUCCCACUUGUUAUUCCCAGCUCUGUAUGACUUUGGAUAAGGCACUGAAACUCAGAUAUUCAAGUAAAAGAUGAGAAUUCAAGGCCCUAAACUACCCACGGGGGUGGGGAAGCAGCUGAGUUGCUAUCUGAGCUAGCAACUACCAAACUUGCUUUGGGGUUCCUGCUAUUCCUUUUGGUGGAGGCUUCUGGCAAAAGAUGAAGUAGAGGGGUCUUAUUUCCCCUGCUUUUUAAGCCCAAAUCCCUAGGCCAACAGGUCUCAUAAGAAGUGGGACCCAAGGCUCCCCACUCUUGGUCUGAUGGCCUUUGCAGUGCCCUUUAGAGACUGGAACAAACAGGCACUUGUCAGUGGUCUUUAGAGGUCACCUGGUACCCUAGCCAGAAACCCCUUCUAAGAUUUAUAGGGCUGGAAGCAUGUGAGGAGGCCAUCUCCUAAUUUGAAUACCUAGUAGCUUGGUCUAAUAAGAAAGCUUACAUAGACUAGGCCUGGUGGUGUGGUGCAAACCUGUAAUCCCAGCAACUCGGAAGACUGAGGCAGGAGGAUCACAGGCUCAAGACCAGUCUCAGAGCUGGGUGUGGUGGCACACACCUGUAAUCCCAGUGGAUCAGGAGGCUGAGACAGGAGGAUCAUGAGUUUAAAGCCAGCCUCAGCAACUUGAAGGAAGAGGCUGGGCAGAAGGGACUCACUGAGCCACCCCCCAGUCCGCUCCAUGCUGGCUGUGCUCUCAGGCUGGCGCCAUGCCCCCACCUGCAGAGGUGACGGACCCAUCCCAUGCCCCCGCCGUCUUGCGCCAGCUCAAUGAGCAGCGGCUCCGUGGCCUCUUCUGUGACGUCACCCUCAUAGCCGGAGACACCAAGUUCCCCGCUCACCGCAGCGUCCUGGCUGCCUCUAGUCCCUUCUUCAGAGAGGCCCUGCUAGCUUCAGCCCCACUGCCCCUCCCACCAGUUACUGGGGUCUCAGCUCCCAAUCCUGCAACCACCACAGCUGCCUCUUCUUCCUCUUCCUCCUCUUCUUCCUCUUCCUCCUCUUCUUCUUCUUCCUCUUCCCCCUCUUCUCCCCCUCCAGCCUCUCCCUCUGCUUUAUCUCCACCCCGGGUCCUUGAGCUUCCAGGGGUCCCAGCAGCUGCCUUCUCUGAUGUCCUCAACUUCAUCUAUAGUGCCCGGCUUGCACUCCCUGGUGGUGGAGGGGACGGGGCAGCUGUGGCAGAGAUUGGAGCUCUGGGGCGGCGUCUGGGCAUCUCCCGCCUGCAGGGCCUUGGGGAGGGUGGCGAUGCAUGGGUACCUCCCACCCCAGCCCCCAUGGCCACCUCACAGCCUGAAGAGGACAGUUUCGGGUCUGGGCCGAGGCCAGAUGGAGAAUGGGAGGGUGACAGGGCUGAUGCUCAGGCCCCUGACUCACAGCCCCCGCUGCCACGUCGGCCCCUCCCUUGCCCACGAUGUGGGAAAAGCUUCAUCCAUCCCAAGCGGCUACAGACCCAUGAGGCCCAGUGUCGACGAGGGGCCAGCACUCGGGGGUCUGCAGGGCUGGGAGCUGGGAGCUCUGGCCCUGGUGGUCCUGCAGGAGUGGAUGCCUCAGCCCUACCCCCACCAGUGGGCUUUCGAGGUGGCCCUGAGCACGUGGUGAAGGUGGUGGGUGGCCAUGUGCUGUACGUGUGCGCAGCCUGCGAGCGUUCCUACGUGACCCUGUCCAGCCUGAAGCGGCAUAGCAAUGUGCAUUCGUGGCGGAGGAAGUACCCGUGCCGCUACUGUGAGAAGGUGUUUGCCCUGGCUGAGUACCGCACCAAGCACGAGGUGUGGCAUACUGGGGAGCGCAGGUACCAGUGCAUCUUCUGCUGGGAGACCUUUGUCACCUAUUAUAACCUGAAGACCCACCAGCGAGCCUUCCAUGGCAUUAGCCCGGGCCUCCUAGCCAGUGAGAAGACACCCAAUGGAGGCUACAAGCCCAAGCUCAAUACCCUGAAGCUGUACCGCCUGCUCCCCAUGCGGGCAGCCAAGCGGCCCUACAAGACCUACAGCCAGGGAGCCCCUGAGGCCCCCCUUUCUCCAAGCCUCCACACACCGGCCCCUGUGGCAAUGCCAGCUAGCCCCCCAACCGGACCCCCACCUGCCCCAGAGCCUGGCCCACCACCCUCUGUCAUCACCUUUGCUCACCCAGCUCCUUCUGUCAUUGUCCAUGGGAGCAGCAGCAGUGGUGGUGCAGGGAGUGGGUCAGCCACCACAGGAGGGUCCCAGGCUGCCUCAGUAAUCACUUACACUGCUCCCCCAAGGCCCCCUAAGAAACGAGAGUACCCACCUCCUCCCCCUGAGCCCGCAGUAACACCCACCAGCCCGGCCACCACCUUGGUCAGCCCAGCCACAGCUGCAGGGCCAGCUACAGCUGCAGAGGAGGCCAAGAGCCGGAAUCCACGGGCUGGGAGGACUCUGACUUAUACAGCCAAGCCAGUGGGUGGGGUUGGUGGGGGUGGGGGUCCCCCCACAGGGCCUGGCCGGGGCCCCUCUCAGCUACAGGCUCCACCUCCACUGUGUCAGAUCACUGUGCGAAUUGGGGAAGAGGCCAUUGUCAAGCGCCGCAUCUCAGAAACUGAUCUUCGUCCUGGAGAGCUGAGUGGAGAGGAGAUGGAGGAGAGCGAGGAGGAGGAUGAAGAGGACGAGGAGGACGAGGACGAGGAGGAUGAUGAGGAAUCAAAGGCUGGUGGGGAGGACCAGCUCUGGAGGCCCUACUAUUCAUACAAGCCUAAGCGCAAGGCCGGAGCUGCCAAUGGUGGUGGUGGUGGAGGUAGUGGGAUAACCAGAGGACGACGGCCACCACGCUGGAGGCAAAAGCUAGAACGGAGGGGCUGGGAGGAGAACCCCACAGUGGAAAGCCCAGUCGGGCGUGUCCGUGGUGAGCGGAGGCACCGCUGUGGGGACUGUGCCCAGACCUUUGCCACCCUGAGGAAGCUGCGAAAGCACCAGGAGGCCCACAGUGGGGGCUCCCACAGCUCUCGGGCUGGACGGAGGCCUUCCACCCGCUUCACUUGUCCCCACUGCUCAAAGGUGUGCAAAACGGCAGCUGCCCUGAGCCGCCAUGGACAGAGGCAUGCUGCUGAGCGGCCCGGAGGCACCCCCACACCUGUCAUUGCCUAUUCUAAGGGCAGCACUGGCACCAGGCCUGGGGAUGUCAAGGAAGAGGCCCCACAGGAGAUGCAAGUGUCCUCAUCAAGUGGGGAGGCAGGUGGUGGGAAUGCUGCUGCUGAGGAAGCUUCUGAGAUGGCCUCACUCCAGGACCCUGUCAUCUCAGGGGGUGAGGAGCCCCCAGUAGCAGGAGGGGGCAGCUAUGCAUAUCCCCCUGUGCAGGAAUUUCCACUGGCUCUGAUAGGGAGUGGCCGGGAACCAAGUGGAGGCAGAGGAAAACCUGGGAGUGAGGGGCUAGUGGGUGUUUCCGAAGGGGACCGGAUAGAGGGGAUGGGGGCUGCCAAAGUCACCUUCUACCCUGAGCCCUAUCCGCUUGUCUAUGGCCCCCAGCUCCUUGCUGCCUACCCUUACAACUUCAGCAACUUGGCUGCUCUCCCAGUUGCUCUCAACAUGGUCCUACCUGAUGAAAAAGGUGGGGGAGCCCUUCCUUUCCUACCAGGGGUCUUUGGCUACGCAGUGAAUCCUCAAGCAGCGCCCCCUACUCCCCCAACUCCGCCUCCCCCAACUCUUCCUCCAUCAGUUCCCCCUAAGGGAGAAGGGGAAAGGGCAGGGGUUGAGAGAAACCAGAAGGGAGAUGUGGGGUGAGCUCUAGGGCCAGAUCCCCCUUUCACCAGAUGCCACCCUCCCUGAACCCCCUACCACUACCAGCUCCCUGGCUUCCUUGCCCUAGGGGUCCCGCCACACUCUUGUGCAGGGACUUGGGGGCCCCUGGAGCUCAGGAGUCAGGCUGCUUUGUGUGAGAUUGUAGUUUUCCCAUCUCCUGGGAAGGGAUCUUUGGUGGUUCCCCUCUCAAUCUUCCUCCAGGGAAUGGCCCCAUGAGGGGCAGGGCCAGCUCCCAUCCCUUCUCCAGCACUUGGGGCAACUGAGCAAUAUACUUAUUUGAAUUUCUACUCAUGGCCCCCACCAGCUCUGAAUGUCUAACCUGCUCCCCUAAUUCGUAGACCUAGGGGGAAACCAUCUCUCUCACUUAAUGAUCCCCACCUCGCUCUGAAGCUUUCUCUAAGUCCUUCCCCAGAUGCUUCCUAGAACAUUCCAUUCUUUGUGGCCCAGGGCCUGGACCAGACCAUUGUGAUACCUGACUCACCUGCCUGGGAGCAUGGCUUUGGAUUCCGUUCUUCCCAAGGGUGGGUCUCUCUAUCCCUAUUUCCUUCACAUUGAGAUGCCAUGCCUUCCUUGGCUUCCAUGCCUUUGGAUCUUCCAUGCUCCUUCCCAUACUCCUAGGCUUUGGAGGUGGCCUCGCCCAAUCCAGGUCAAGGAGGUAGUGACAGGACAGCUUAACCCUCUGUUCCAUGGCUGAGUACUCUUCCAACCCAGGCCAGGGAAAUCUUGGCCCUACCUUGACCCUCAAAUCCAGUGAGCUCCAGAUUCUUCCAAGGCAAAAGAGGUGAAGCGAUCACACCUCUUCAUGUCUUUUCAUAUGGCCUCUUCUGGGCUAAAUCAGAUUUGGGGGUCAAGAGGAGAGAGCUCCAUAUGGAAUGGAGAAAGGAAUCUACUUUCUCCCAGUUUUUCCCCUUUCCUGAUGGUUUCUCCCAGACUAGACCAAAUAGCCAGAAAAACGAUGGGGGUUGGAUGGGUGGGUAAGCCCAAGAUUUGCACAUGACCUUCCAUCCUUACCUUUCCCCCCAUCUUCCCUAGUGUUGCUCUCACCAAUCACUCCAGAUGGUUUUGGGGGAACCAUCCUACUUUCCUGGUGGGCUUUGGGGUAUCCCCACCAACUUUCCCUACAAAAGAGCACCUUACACCCCAUCUUUGACUCAGUUCCCCACACCCAAAGAUCCCAGCCUAGGGAUGGGGUACAGGGACCUUAAAUAGUCCCUAAUCCCUAAUUUGCACUAGUUAACCCUGGUCAGGGGUCGCUAUAUUUCCUUCCAGUGGGGGAGAAGACUGAAAUGUUUGUUUCUAAAGCUCUUUGAAAACAGGGCCUCCCUGCUCUGUGAUUGGAAGAACAUUUCUCUCUCUCCCCACCUUCCCCCUCCCCCAGAAAAAAACAGCUCACAAGGGGAGAACCAGUAUGGGGAAGCAGAUUUGAUAAAUGGGAAUUAGAGGAGUGUAGUUUAAAAAUGGGGAAAAGUUGCUAUCAAGAAAGCAGCUUUUCUUUCAGCUACUGUUUUUUGGGGCCAAGAUGGCUGCCCUCUCGGCAAUUGCCUAGAGGGCAAGAUCAUGGCUUUUAGAGGGAGGUGAAUCUGGAGAGCGCCAGGAUCAUCCUCCUGCCCCCUUUCCCUCCCAGCCUAUAGGAAGGGGGAGGUGUUGGACAGGCUCCCUGAAUGUUAACUGGGGAGGAGUCACUCCUUCUUUCCUCCUCUGUCUCUUUGCACUUUUCUUGGUCUUGGCCACAGUCUGAGUGAAGAAUUUCCUACUGAAUGUACCAAGUUCCAAUUUUUAACGGGGAAAACAUUUGAAACAGGGAAAAAUGCAAAAAAAAAAAAAAAAAAAAGUCACUAAAAAUUCCCACAAAUCGUUUCUGGCACUUUAGAAAAACUGCAAAAAAAUACAUAAUAAAGAAUACAUAUAUAUAUCUACACACAAAUUAUAUAUAUCUAUAUAUACAGCGGAACCACAAGAGAGACUGAGGAAGGCCUGGAGGCAGGGGACAGAUGUGAUGACAGUCCCCCUGUACCCUUCACCCACACUCCUCUGAGGCAAACAGGCACAGGAGAAUGGAAGGGGUUGAGGAUGGACCGGGGAAUUUGAAUUUCAGAAUAGGUCAAAAUUCCAAAACCCAUGGAUAUUGGAAGAAUUGUGAUUGUAAAGGUUUUUUUCUUUUUUUGAAAUGUGUAAGGAAAAUAGCUUAUAGAAUUUGGUGGUUCUGGGCAAUGAAUGAGAUUGUGGCAAAGUGGAGAUUAAAAUAUAUGUAUUUGAGUGGGAGAAUUUGAAUAUUGAGUUUCAGAUGUUGGAAAUUAGGGAUUUUGCAAUUUUGUCAUUUGAAAAUGAUCGAGUGUUGUCAGUUUUUGCCCUCUUUCCCCAUGUUCCCUGGGAAAAAGGUGAUGAUAGAAUGGGAAGGCCACCGGUUCUGUGCCACAGCACGUAAGAUUUAGAAUUCUACAGACUCUAGCUCUAUAUGUAGUGAGGACCCAGAUUUAGAGAAACUGACCAAUAUUUAUCUCCGCAUUUGUGUGUGUGUCCAACUCUCUAGGCCAAUAAACCAACAAGACAAAUGAA
Messenger RNA from Ictidomys tridecemlineatus (thirteen-lined ground squirrel), 11306 nucleotides. RefSeq names its product zinc finger and BTB domain containing 4 (gene Zbtb4). NCBI's taxonomy places the organism in Eukaryota, Metazoa, Chordata, Mammalia, Rodentia, Sciuridae. Gene Ontology annotation, molecular function: protein binding; DNA-binding transcription factor activity, RNA polymerase II-specific. Gene Ontology annotation, cellular component: nucleus. The record is from RefSeq and is a predicted model, not a curated record. Gene Ontology annotation, biological process: regulation of transcription by RNA polymerase II.